UCUCGGCGUUCUGCUUUGUUGCUUUGCGUUUUAAAGGAGCGUAUCUUUUUCUACUUGCGGUACUUCACGCUCCGUUGUCUGUCUUGUCUGAAACCCUUUAGCGCCUCUAUUAAUAGACAUGUCGAGUUUAGAAUGACGAAGAUCAACCAAAGCGAAGAGGAACCCCUCUGUUGCUGCGAAUACAUAUCCCAGUUUGGACAACGUUCUCACGUGUUGGCCUGCCUCUGUGAUUGCGAAGCCUUGGAUGAAUGCUUUGACAGGUUGUUUACGUGCCGUCGUGUUUCGAGGUCUACCCUUUCCCGUGUGAAACUGACCUCCAUGGACCGCCUGCGAAUUCCAUGGGCUGGAGGUGCCAAGAGAGUGGAUGUGGAUGUGAUAUUUGCAGUUAUUCUGCUUCCAUCUGUGUUACUCAUUGCCUGUCUAGGAUGGACAGCCACAUUGUUCAGUUUCCUGGCGAUGCCCAUUGGGCUUUAUGUGAUACACUGGCACUCCAUAAAGACCAAGCGAAGAACUAAGUUCUUUGCAGCAUGGACAGCAACGUCAUUUGUGAUGCUCGUUGGAGUGUUCCAGCUUGAAGUAGUUCCUUACCUCGAGAUUCUCUUUUCUGAGAACCUCCUCCUCAUGACUGCAGUAGCUUUCACAUGCAUAUGCAGUUCUAUUGUGCGGUCUGGUCCUGGGAUACCUGCUCCUCCUCCCACUGAUGCGAUGUCACAAGGCAUAACGGUGGAGGAAAUCCAGGAGCCCACCAAGUGUGGAGUGUGCCAUGUGGUUCGGCCAGCCAGGUGCAGCCAUUGUUCCAUCUGUGGGCACUGUGUCUUGCGCAGGGAUCAUCAUUGUGUAUGGUUGGAUACAUGUGUUGGUGAAAAGAACCAUCGUGCUUUCGUGUUGGGCCUCGCUGGCUUGGUCGUCUCCCUCGUCUAUGGGGCUAACCUGACGCUGACCACAGUGUGCUACCCCAAAAUGCUAUGGGGCAUCAUUCUAAUUCCAGAGUCCUGUACAGAUGUCUACGAGGAUGUUCAUAUAGCCCUGUGCUACGUGUGCGGCAUCUACGCCCUUCUCUUAGCGUGCCCGGUUGCCCUGAUGCUCCUCCAACAGCUGUGGUUGAUUUCUCUCAAUACAACUAUCUAUGACCUGAAGAAGCAUAGAAUAGCUGUAUAUAGUAAAGGUCCAUGGAAAAAUUGUUGCGCUUUCUGGCUUCCAGAUACGUGAUAGAAGUGUGACGGAGGUGGCCUAACAUGGUGCUCUGUACAGUGUGAACUCUUCUGUAUCGGAGCCCUUGGAUUCCUGUUGUUUAUGUCCAGGCGCAUAAUUCCUAUGGAAGGCACGAUACCCUCACUGAAUAUGUGGCCGCUGUUCAGCUGAAUGGAUGUAUUGCGAACACUCCGCUGCCAUAUUUAUUGGAAUGCGUUGUUGUACUCUCCAGUGGUCACAUCUAUCGUACAACUAUGUGCUAGUGCCCCACAACCAUGUGCAGUUUUGCUGUUAAUUUUAAGCAUAUUCCACUUGCAAGAGGACCGCAGUAUCCUAAUCAACUAUGGAUCAGAGGCAUGAUUAUUUUGAUGCAUAAAUCCAUCAAGUAUUCCAUAAUAUGCUGUUGCAUAAUGAAAUGUGUUAUGAAGUUACAUUGAAAACACAAAGGUACUGUAAAAGUAGAAAUUUUUGCGAGGAACUAAUUUUCGCGAUUAAGAUUUUUUUCGCGAAUUUAAAGUCCCGCGAAAUACACUUACCGAUGUCAUGGAGAAAAAAAAGCUUCGAAAUUCGCGACCAACAGCAGACGGCACUCAAGAGUUUCGUUUUGGAGUCAGUGAUUUAUUAGCGCGUAUACAGCUUUAUAGCAUUCAAUAGCUCUCUUACAUUCACUCUACAUGAUUCACGAUGCUCCCGAUGAUGCCGGCCUUCGUAAACCCGGUAAUAAUGUCACUCUUGCGGCUUUCAAGUUGUUUAUAGGCCUCGAUGAGCCACCCAGCAUGUAUGGGCUUCAUGACACUGCUGCGGAGAUCAGCUUUCGUGAGAUCCCCCGACCGCCUGUCCAUCAACACUCGCACCUGUUCGGCAUACCAUCCUGUGAACAGGUUCCUCAUAGUCGCCUUAAAAACCUUGUUCACGGCGAGAUCGUUUUGCUGCAGUUCACCUGUGCAGCUUGCAGGGACGAACACACACUUGAUAUUAUUGUCCGAGAGCUUCUCAAGAAAACUCUUGGUCCUGUGCGCCGCGAAAACAUCGAAGAUGUACAGUGCUGCUUGGUCAGAAUUCCCACUGGCUACUCGGUGGCCCUCAAUGUAAGGCACCAGGACACUGUCUACGAAGCGCAACAUCGUCGCCUCGUUGCUCCAAUGGUUUUCCCGAGUUGCCAAACGUCCAAGUUCUUGGGGGAAUGCGACUUUUGGGUGACACCUGUCUGUCUUUCCAGCGUAGAUUACCUGUGGCGGGAGCAAAUGACCGGAGAGCGUUGUUGACAUCAGCACCGUAAUUUCUCUUUUGUCAUCCAAUGCUUCUACGCCAACUUGCCUGGCGCCAUGUUCUUCCAUUGUCCACUCACCCACUGGCGCUAGUUUCACUCCAGUCUGGUCGAAAUUGAUGACGAGCUCGUCAGGAAUCCCCAGGUCAGUCCUAAGGGUAGAGAUGGCCUCCAGAAACUUCUCUUUCAUCAAGCUGAAGUCCGCUGGGAGCUUCCGAGCGGCUUUCGUUGCCUUCCUGCGAACAAAUCCCAGGCGCUUCAAGAAAGACUUCGCCCAUGGCUUGUCGAGAAUGAUGGUUCCACCGUAUUCCGGCAAGAGUGACGGUUUCCGAGCCCUGACGAUCCCCAAGGCAGCAGCAAUGCAAAUCUGUGCGUUAACAACGCCACCAGAUGUCCUCAGCUCUCGAAUGUACGCCUGGACCUCUGCAUCGAGUUCCCCAAGGACGGGCUUGGCUCCGCGAGGGUUACGGGGAAGUGAAGAAAGUUCUCUGAUUGCAUCACUGUGGGUCUGCUGACACUUCUUAAAUGAAUCCUUUAUCGAGCGGACAGUGCUCUUGCUGACAGGUGUUCCAAGUUCCGAUGAGAAUUUCGCAACGCGGCUUUGUUCCCAUUUUCAAUAGCGAACCCUGCGAUCUUGCAUCGGAGUUCCGGCGUGUUGUUCUUAUAGGAUCCACGCUGAUGCUUUCGAUGCUGCUGGUCGAUAACCUCCCGGAAUACUUGUUCAUUGCCAGAAGAAAAUGCACGUCUGUCCCCUGUUGUUAUGAGCAGUCCGGCAGUCCGUGGACAUACUCGCUGGGAGACAACGAUGGCUGAGGCGAUGCGGGCUUGAAAUACCGCAGCAGAGACAUGGCACUUGCACACCAUGGAAGGAACUGACUGACUGACUGACUGACUGAGAAGUUGCUGUCGUCACAGUAAGAAGUUGGUAACAAGGUUGACUAGCACAGGGUCAGCGGGACACUGGCCUAUAUUCCGGCUUAGCACCCAAGACGCUUCCAGGAUUCCGGAGAACGCCAUGAACUCCACGCCACCGAGUUUCGGGAACAGGAGUUCAGGAGGUCACAACAAAGGCGUCAACCCCCAGGUCUGCCUUUUGUUAAUGUACGGGCAUAUUUCCUGGACGACAGCAACGUGUUGCACAAAAGCGAUUAAGUUUCGGGAACAGAAGCCGAGGCGGUCAAAAUAGAAGGUGAUGAUCCGCUGGUGUGUCUUUUUGUAGGCACGUUUAAUCCCCUGGUCGGAAACGGGUUGUGACACAAAGAGACCCGGAAUCGCGAAUUUAAGGUCUCGCGAAAUAUUCGUCGAACGGGCCCUGCGCUGGAUUCGCAAAUAAUUAAGACCGCGAAAUUAACAACUUUUACAGUAUGUAUGUCUCAACUACAUUUAAUUAUAUUUUUCGGUUUAAAUGUUUAACGUAAUUCCAGAAGCUUGCAUAUCAUAUCUAGAGGUGUGAGUGGGUGCAAGUAGGAAUUCAAUGUCGCUGCGGGUUGCUGGUAAAAUGAGGGUGUCCCACAGUGCGUGUACUGAUAGUGCAGGUGAGAUCACAUUACCAACAUCCCCUAAGCUAACCUUUCGCGACCCUAACUUGUUCAUCCAUUUUUGCACUUUCCCCAGGUUUCAUCGAGAAAAAUACAAAAAGUCAACUUUUUCGCAUAACUCACGGUGACUUGACUUUUCACCGAAACACAUGUGGCUUCCACUUGGAUAGCUGACAAAUUCGACACCAAACAUUAAGCGAAACAGCACGCGUUUGUGGAAAUGCGUUUUCUUUCCUGAUUUGUUUCGCUCUGUUAUUUGCGUGUUGAAAAUUCAGUGUCUUUGUAGGAUGCGGGUAAUUGCGGGUGCACUCGCACUGCGUCUGCAGGUAUUGCAGGUGUACCUGCAUCAGACUCCGUGGGUUGCGUGUACAAAUUUACUUUCCCGUGCACACCUCUAAUCAUAUUGGGAGUGUGCAUGCCACACGAUCGGACCAUGUAGAGAAUGCCACUGUGCACAUGUUGCACUUAUAUAUGUUAUACCACAUAUACAGUGACAUUGUUCAUAAUUAUUUGCAUGUAUUGUUCAGUGCAUGGAGACAGUUCACCUGGAGGAACAUAAAGAAUUCCUACAUUUUAGUCGUUUAAUUGUUUAUCACAUACGCCUCAAAUUUUGCAAGCCCUUUUUUCUUCAACCUGUGCGUAACAAUGGUAUUCUAGAAUGCAGGCUUGCAGGCUAACAUUUUGAGACUACUGCCAAGUGGCCUAAGGCAUGAUGCUCAUUUAGUCUGACAUUUAAACAUUUACCAUUCUGCACAUGCUGCUGUUUAUUCUGCACAUGCUCAGCAUUGUGUCCUUUCCUAACCGAGAAGUAUUUCUGAUGCAAUAAAUAUUUUUUAGAAAUGGUGGUACCUUAUGCACAUGAACUUGCACAUGCCUCCGAACUUGUCAGUCUUAUCCAAGAAGCUGCACUAACAUAUACUGGUGUACAAACUGUGCUGUGAUACCAUGUUGUUCAAAACUUGUUUUCAUAUAAGCAGAUCAGGCAAUCGCAAAAUUACUGAUGCACGUUGUUCCUCUGAGCCACAGAAACAAUAUUUUUCCCAUAUAACUGACUUGGGUACCUCUAGUAAGUACAGUGAAUCUUGGCUAUAACAGCCCCACUUAUAACGAAUUUCCGGUUAUAACGAACACAUCGCAAACAACCGUCAAUAUUAAACUCAAUGUAACGAGACUCCACUUGUAACGAAUUUCAGGAUAUAACGAACAGUUUCCAUGCGACCGUCAAGUUCAUUAUAAACGGGAUUCACUGUACUUUGCUUGGUGGGAGUAGAAAAAUUUUGCAGAAAAUACGCAUAUUCAGCCAGUGCUUGGUGCAGUGCAGCUACUGUUGCUUUUGUGCCAUAAUGCAUCCUCCCACCAUCAUCCCAUCCCAAAAUUGCUGGGUUCACAUGUUGGCACAUGCUAAAGGGGUGGCCCAUGUGAUAUUUAUUUCAGUUUAUUUCAUACAUGUAAAAGGUGACUUCAUGUGUAGUAUCUGAUGUUACAAAUGUUUACGAUGAAGAGUGAUCAGGUCAGAUUCCAGGUGCUUAUUAUUGUUAUUUAUGGCAUAUUCAGUGACAGCACAUAUUCAACAUUAGCCACAUUGCUUAUAGAUAAGCUGAGUAGUGUUUAGAGGCUUCCUCUUGGCUGCUUCUCUGAGUGAUAAUUCACUAUUGUAGUACGUUUGUGAUAUGGUGAUAUAGGUGAUCAAUUCCAGACUGAGCAAAUAAAAAUUUUCACAGCCUGCAAGAAAGUUGAACAUGUUGUAAAGCUUCGAGUUUUGUGAAAUGAUGUAUACUGGAUAGAGGAUACAAAGUUAAAGGGACUAUCAGGUCCGGAAACGUGUGUAUGAGACCGGUACAGUAAUAUUUUGCACCACUGCACAGUCUACUUGGUCAAAUUUCUCUUCCGGAAAUACCUUACAUAUUAAAUAGGAGUGUUACAGAUUCACACUGUCUCUAUACCUAAGGAAGCCCCGGCAAGAGUAACAUCAUAAUUUACCUGAUCAAUAGUAAUUUAUGCUUCUGUGUGACAUGACCAAUGAAAAUGAUUGGGUCUCUGACAUCAUCAUAGUGUAAAGUUUCUAGUGAGUGUAAGAAAUGAUCAUGAUAGUAGAUAUAGAAUAAUUAUUGCUUGCUGUAAUUUUGUUCUUCAGACAUUGAUUGAGUGCUUGGUUAUGAUUUGAUAUGCUUUGAUAUCGCUAAGUUUGUUCCACUGAUGUCAAAUGACAUGAACAUGGUGUAAGAUUUGUACUGAGUGUUUGAUAUGAGGACUAUUGGUAGCUUUAUGAUAGGCUUUGAUAUCUAGAUUGUUGUUGUACUUGAACUUAAGUAGAACUGUUAUGCACUGUAUGAUUCUAUUCCACUGAUUUGACUUGAAAAUUUGUAUUGAGCGUUAUGCGUAUGAUACAUCGAUAGAAUAAUUAUUGCAUGCUUUA
Molecule: messenger RNA, 6412 nt
Organism: Ornithodoros turicata
Lineage: Eukaryota; Metazoa; Arthropoda; Arachnida; Ixodida; Argasidae
Product: palmitoyltransferase ZDHHC23-B-like
Exons: 6
Coding region: 133-1209 (358 amino acids)
Biological process (GO): peptidyl-L-cysteine S-palmitoylation; protein targeting to membrane
Cellular component (GO): Golgi apparatus; endoplasmic reticulum
Molecular function (GO): protein-cysteine S-palmitoyltransferase activity
Source: RefSeq, a predicted model, not a curated record